Messenger RNA from Cyprinodon variegatus (sheepshead minnow), 2063 nucleotides. RefSeq lists its product as uncharacterized. The record is from RefSeq and is a predicted model, not a curated record. The transcript has 2 exons. Bases 192 to 1808 code for a protein of 538 amino acids. NCBI's taxonomy places the organism in Eukaryota, Metazoa, Chordata, Actinopteri, Cyprinodontiformes, Cyprinodontidae.
AACCCACAGAGGCUCACAAGACUGUCUCGCCUGCAGCACACACACUCUCUCUCUCUAUUACAUUCCUGGCUGUGGAUUCUCCAUCUUCCUACGUACAUCUGCAGGCCAUUGGUAGAAGCCAGCCCUAUCUGCCUCAGGGGUCAGAAGAAUAGAGAACAACAUGUGACAAUCAGUGCUCCACAGUCGACAGGAUGCUUCGAUUUCCUCAGACCUUGGCUCUCUUCUUUUGGUAUUAUUUGUUACUUCACAAUCGAGCUCUGGCUGAUGAAGAGGCCACUGGAGAGGAGAAAUCUGGCAUUUACUCGUGGUUUCCAUCCAUACCCAAGCUCCCAUCCAUACCCAAGCUCCCAUCCCUACCCAAGCUCCCAUCCCUACCCUCAUUUGGCCUUUUCGGAAGCUCAAAUGGCAUAAAUGAAGAUGCUGUCUCAACAACAACUGCCAAAGGGAUGAGGGAACUAACAAGUCCUUUUCAAGACCAAGCUGCAUCGGGAGAAGAGAGCAAUUUUGAGCAAUCCCAAGAAAUCACAACAUUGACUCAAAGCCUCUUUAUGAGUGUGACAGAGAUAAGAACUGAACCACUUCCCACUAGGACAUCAGAUUUGCCACACAGAGGCACAGCUCAGAGAAUAAGUGAAGCUAUUGUUUCUCCCACCAGCAGUUUUAUCAUAAACACAUUGUUCACCAAGAGUCCACACAGAACUAACCCUUCAGUACAGAACAAAACACAUAAUCUUACAUCAUGGAGAUAUACCACAAUUGGAAAUCCUAGUAAAGAUGACCCCGAAAAUCCACUUUCAGAUGACGUAAAAGUAGAUCAGGAAGUUUACUUUACAAAAAGCAUUCCUUCAACAGUCCCUCCAGAAACUACAGUUCCUACAGCCCUGACGUGGAACACAGUCCAAACAACAACACCCAACCCCGGACUAGUGGAGACUGCUCAGACCAGCACACACCCUCAGGGGCAUAUUACACUUCCCACCAUUUCAAGAAUGAAUGUUGUUGCAAAAAAAGAAGAUUUAGCUGUUAGUGUCGCCGUAUACUCAUUAGAAGGAACAUCUGAAAUUUACCCCACAAAGGGUCACUCAAACAUAGGCAUUUCUGAGAGGAGUCUGGUCAAUACUGAGCAGCAGCCAGUGGUCUUUUCUUCCAUGCCAAGGAUGGAUCCGGCUGUGGCAGAAGUCACAACAGAAAUUCACCCCACUCAAAACUCUUUAGAAAUGGAUUUCUCAGGCACCAGUAUGGUGACUGCUGGACAAAUGUCAGAAGUAUUCCCUGCUGCUCUCAGGACUGAUCAUAACUUAGUAGUUCAGGACACAACAUCAGAAAUGUAUCCAACAAAAGGCCUUUUAGAAUUGGAAUUUUCUGAUAACAUUAUCCAGAGUUCCCAACAACAGCCAAGAGUAUUGCCUACCAUAUCAAGGAUUGAUCAUAACUUGGAAAAGGAUGAGAAAACACCAGGCAUAUACUACACACAACGCCAUUUAGACUUGGACUUCUCCGAGACCAGUACAGUAAAUGCUAAACAAGGUCCAGGACUCUUUUCUUCCACCGUUAGGAGGAAUCCUAAUUUAGACGUGGAGAGCACAACACAGGAAAUCCAGACUACCCAGAGCCAUUUCGACUUGGGCUCUUCUGAGAGGACAACAAUGAAUGCUGUACAACCUGGAAUAUUCUCUACCACCGUCUUGAUUGAUCAGAAUUUUGCUGUGGAGUCGAUACCAAGCACAACUCAAAGCCAUGGGACUAACUUUCCAAUUCCAGAGGGUAAGCAGACUUCAGCAAAUCUAUGGAGGAAAUUGAGUAAAUGAAUGUAAUCAAUCAUGUGCAUGCAGAUCUUUAGGGUUCAAUUUGGUCAAUAUCAUCUCUGUCAUUAGUCCUGAGAGUUACAAAAAAACUAAAUUCUUUGAAAUUGCUGCUGGUAAAAGCAUAGCUUAAAAGAAAUGUAAAGAACAAAUAGAAAAACAGUAAGUAAAACCUAGCCAACACAAGCAAAUCUGCUUCUUGAUCAGGCUUGGCAAUGUAAGGGUCAAUAUUUUAAGUGCUGCUGAGGGUUUCUCACUCAC